CUAGCCCUGGUUGAUGCUGUCCCUCUGUUAUUGCAUGGCUGCGCACUAUCCUGACCGCUCCUCAACCCUGUUCGCGUGCUGGCGGCUAUGAAUAACCCGUUGUCUCCCGGGACUGGCACCUUAGAACAGUCGGGCGUCCCUGAUUUUCAAGGGCGUCGAGGCGCUUUGCUGGGUGCGAGCUCGCCGCUGCGUCGAGGCAAUGUCGCCCAGCCUCCCGCUCUUGUCACGUCCUUGAGUGGACUGCAGUUUCAGAGUCUUGCUGUGCCCGCGAGCGGCGGCGGCUAUCUUCCAACGCCGACGACGAUGAAUUCUCCGUUCUUCUCCUCUACUCCCCUCAGCGGGUUGAAUACGCCGAUGAGUGCGAGGCCGACGCCUUACACCACUGCUUACAACCCCCAGGAAUGGGGUCCAAUAGCCCCAGUCCCGUCGCCAACCGUUGGGAUAGGAGUCAUUACGCCGGGGAAUACUGGAACACAUCGUGGCCAUGUUAAUAGGACUGAUGCUGCAUCACCGCCUCCUCCUUACUCCCCUCCACGGUCGCAAAAUCUCGCCAGCUCCCAGUCUCCCCACCUGGCGAUGUCACCACAAAAUAAUGCGCUUUCUCCUCCGAUGGCCCACCAGCAGGAAUUCUCGCCGAUGGCUCGCGCGUCGGGGUCAAGCUCAAUCAACCAGUAUUCUUCUCCACGUCCAAGACCUGCUUCCAUGGUCAACACCGGCGGUUUAGACGGACAAAACGCACCGCAUUCUCUCUACCAAUCUUCUAUUCAAGGAGGUGGUAAUGUCCAGUCGCAACUGCGUCCUGAUACCUCCACAUCGAACGCUUUCGCAGGCCCUUCUACUCACACCAACGCGCAUUCUUCUGUCAUUUCGCCGGGUAGAAUAUCCCCAGACGCAUACCCCGAGUCGCAGGCCCCGAGACUAGUGCCGCCUGCGGCCAGAAGGGCAGCGUCAACCGGCGAUAUUAAUCCGUCCUCUCGAUUGACGCUCAAUCACGAUGGCCUGGCAGCGUCUAGGUCAGGAAGAUGGGAGCCGGGAAUGCCGUUACCUCCCCCGCCUCCAGGUCCCCCGCCUGGAGCAUCUCCCAGAGUCCGACAGUCUUCUCUCGAACCUCCAGGACCAACUAUGGGCGCCGCCCCUCGCAACAGACCACGACCUCCAUCUACGGGGACCGCUCUUGGCUCUGUUCCCCCUACUCCUGCCGGAUGGUCGGCUGAUAGCUCAAGGUCAGAUUCGAGAAUUACAAGCCCCCACAAUGCCAAUCAGCAACCCACGCUCGCUACGAGCCCUGAAAACGAACAACAAUCGUCAUCUCACGUGUCAUUAGAAGCGCCUGGACCAGCGAGACCGACCUCUGGUGGAAAUGGUCGGAUGGCAUCUCCUAGAAUUGCGACUUCUAAAGAGUUAAGAGAGAGGCGCAUUGAGAGUAGGAACGGCAGGGAAGCGGAUAAUCAAGGUGACACCGCUGGAACCGAAGAGUCCCACACCUCCUGGCCGUCAGACCUUGUUUUAGGAAACUCGAGAGGCCUAGGUCUCGUUCGUCGUCGAACAGUAACCAGAGCAACACCCCGCAGCGCACGUAGCCUUCCGUCUAGUGGACAGGAUAGUGGCGGAUUCCCCAACAGUCCAUUCAGUAAAAGGAGUUCUCCAAGCUCUUCGUUCUCCACUCCCAGGGCCUUGCAGGCGUCUGAACCGUCUCAUACCCCUACAUUCACACCUGCGAUAGCACCGCGUUCUUCAACCCCACUAACUGAGGGCGGGCGCAAAGUGCCACCAAAUGCUCUACACACCCCUCCUACGCAAGAAGCAAAAGAUCCAGAACCCAUGACUGGGUUGACUCCUCUAGUAAAUGACCGGGGAAGACCGGUUUCCCAUCUUCUUCACCUACCUGUGGAUGAGUCUCCAUCAGACAGGCCGCUGGUUCCAAUUAGAGCAGUCAACCCAAUUUUCACGCCUCCGUUAUCCGGUCGCCGGGACGAGACGUUUCUUCGCAACGCAGAGAGCCGCUAUCGUGAAUUUAUUGAAAAGGAAAUCGACGCACACAACGACUCGGAAGCUCUGGAUAUCUUUUGUGAUUUCAUUAUUUCAGAGUCACGCAUCAGACGGCAACGCUACGCAUCGGUGUGGAAGAAUGGGUCUUUUAAUGUCAAGAACAUCGAAGAGCAGUUAUUUACACCGCAAACUCACAGUGACGAUGAGACCACCGUUCCCCAGUUACCACCUUUGAGCACUGGCCGCCGUGAACCCGGACUUUGGAACAAUUAUAAACCGGCAUUAUCAACGAUAGCGAGCAUGAGCAUCAGCAAUGACGAACAGGGUUCCCGAGGCAGGCCAGCAAGUCGAUGGUGGGAAUCCCAGACAGGUUCCGAUAGCGGUGGAAAUGGCCAAGGCGUGCGUCGUUCAAAAAGAGAGAGUAAAUACAUGGGUCUCCCGUUGCGCGAAGUUAUGGAGCAGAACUAUUGCACAUCGCCAAUUGUGGACAAUUCAACAGGGUACACGAACAAUCCAUUCUUAAGCUACGGGCCGAAUGAAUAUCCCCCCGAGAAGGUUGGGUGGCAUGAGGACUCAGCCGGUGCCCAAGGUCCGAUCCGCCAGCUAUCUCUAAGUCGCGAGGCGCAAAAAUUGGAUAUAUCUAGGCUUAUUACCUUGCCGCCACCCUACCCACGGCAUUAUCCCGGUGUGAACAAUAACCACCCGGACCUUGGAUUUUAUCGAACGACGGUCAGGUCCGUGACCGAACUUUCUGAAUUACGCGAAGCUUAUCAAAACCAUGAAACGAAGUUCCAAAAGCUCCGAGAGGAUCAUCAGAGGAAGGUGAAAGAAGAGCGCCAAGACUUCAGGUUCCGGGUUAACCAAGCGAUUGAAGAGGGCACUAUCUCCUAUGCCGACGCUGCCGACGCAGAGGCCGGACGGAAGGCAAAAGAGAAUGAAGCAGAGAAAAAGUUAGCCCAGAAGGAAUUCGAUUCGUACCAAGAGGAGGUUCUUCGGCCGAUGCAGAGCGUCCUUAAAGACCGGAUAGGCGCAGUUAGUGCCUGUCUGAACGAGCUUCAAGAGAAGCUAUUCGAUUCUACCAACGAUGAAAGUCCAAAUCAGACACAGGAGGAAGGCGAUGAGCGACCUGAGUUACUCGAAAAACUGACACAGCUGAAGUGGCUGUUUGAAGCACGCGAGCAGCUGCAUCGUGAGGAGUACGAUCUACUCAGCAAAUGCAAUGAGAAAUUCAGGGCUGUUGUCUCCCUGCCGUAUAAGCAGUCGAAUAACCGGGAGAAGCUCAAGGAAACCGAUAAUUUCUUCAUUCAGGACGGGCAGAACCGAGAGGCCACGUUCGCGUCAGAGACGCUACAGCGGUUCGAAAACUUCAUGAGCGUGAUCGAAGCGAACGUGAGCAGGGGAGUUGAAACGCAGCUUGGUGCAUUUUGGGACAUCGCCCCGUCCCUCCUCGCUUUGGUCCAGAAGAUCCCAGAUGACCUUGGGGGCUUCUCUGUGAAAAUCCCACAGAAGGAAUACAAGGAGAAUCCGAGCUAUUACCAAUACCCGCUGCAAUACCUCUACACCCUCGUUUCGCACGCUGAGAAGGCGACUUAUCAGUUCAUCGAAUCCCAAACUAAUCUCCUCUGCCUUCUACACGAGGUUAAAUCCGGUCUCGUGAGUUCGAACUGCAAGUCCAUGGAGAUCCAACGGAUUAAUUCCGGGGAGCCAGCAGAGAUAGUGACGUCCGAGAUGCAGGAAUCGUUGGCGGAGGAAGAGAGGAUCCUUACCGCUGAUCUGAAGGAGAAAGUGGGAAUGGUCGAGGGCCAGUGGCAAGAAGCCUUAGGAUCGCAGUUGGAGAACGUGAAGGGGAGGGUACAGAAGUGGCUUGAAGAGGAGGGUGGUUGGGAGGGUAUUUUGCAGAUGGAAGAGGCAUAGGUGAUGUGUUGCUUGGUUUUGGUGGGUUUCUCUUUUGUUGCUUUUUUCCCUUCAUUGUAGCCUAUCGGAGCGGCAUCCUGUUCAUGAUUGCUGUUGACUGCUGUCUGUCUGCGAGAGAUACCCCAUAUUCGUUCGUUUUUUGCAUACAUUCAUUUUUAUUUUUAUUAUUUUUAUUAUUUUCGUUUUUCAUUUUCCCUUUUUUUUUUUUUUUUUCGAUGUUGAAGUGAUGAUGAUUACGAUAAAUAAUGAGCCACAGAUCAAAUUCAAGAAAAUAAUACUGCGUAAA
Coccidioides immitis RS is the source of this 4189-nucleotide messenger RNA. RefSeq lists its product as uncharacterized. The record is from RefSeq and is a predicted model, not a curated record. The transcript has 3 exons. Bases 88 to 3903 code for a protein of 1271 amino acids. NCBI's taxonomy places the organism in Eukaryota, Fungi, Ascomycota, Eurotiomycetes, Onygenales, Onygenaceae.